GUACAAAUUUUGGCGGGGAAAUACCCGGAAAGUAUAGUUCAUAUUUUUCUUCAUUUUGUGGCAAAAUGAGCAAGAAAUCCGACGAUGAAGGUAUCUAAGAGAUCAAGAAUACGUUUAAAUCAUUAUCCGGUUUAAUUUGAAGCGAAUAUGAGUCGUUUUAACAUUUCCUGUCCGUUUAAAUUCUCAGCCUCAGAUGCUGUUUUGAACUAUCUCACCAAACAAAACAGACCUUACAGCGCGGGUUGGUACUUUCUGAAACUGUUUUCUGCAAUAUCACAAUACAGGGAUGAAGUCAAUGCAAAAACUCAUGUUUCCUAUUCUGCUUUAUUCCAGUUGACAUAUUUUCAAAUCUCCACAAAAAGUUUGGAAAAACGGUAACUUAAAUGUUUUUAUAGCCUGUUUCUUAGCUCGCCUAGAGCCUGUUGAUGACAGACCUUUUUAACUAAACAACUUAUUAACAAGAAGUUCAAUUAUUUUCCUGUAUACUUUUCAAAAUCAUUUUCUCAGGCAGUUCAAAGAAGUCUGGAGAAGCUUGCCAGUAAGGGUGUUAUAACAGAAAAGAUAAAUGGCAAACAAAAAGUAUAUGCACCAAAACAAGUAAGAUACCUUAAUAAAUUAAAUAGCAAUAAUAGUAAUAAUAAAUGUAAUAAUAAUAAUAAUAAUAAUAAUAAUAGGUACAUGCCACAUUACGUGGUCCUUAAACAGUAUUCUUUGUGGUACUGUGAUCACUGCAUCCUUCUCUCUCCUCCAAAGAGGUUCCUGUUGGGCAUUCAAAUUAAAAUUGAACCCCGCAUGCCAGCCUCCCGACGACACAAAGUGGUCUCUGCAGAGGAGAGAGCUUUAUCCUUAUUGUUUAAGUACUUUUAACAAUAUGGAAAUCACCUGUUGAGAAAAUUCUACACUAUCAGUUUUCCCUCAAAUAGGGUGUAAUGUUUUGGUUAUGGACCUCAAAAAAGGUAGAGAUAUUUCCAAUUUUCAACGUUUUCAAUUUUUCAGCUUUUUUGGAAUAUGCCUAGCCUAUCCAAAAUUGGUUUUACAGGGUUGUCAUUAAGAGCCGGGGGCCGGGGAUUUUCCCCGGCUACUUUCAUCGGAAAAUAGAAGAAAAAUAGAACCAAAAGAAAUCCCUAGCCAUUUGAUUCCCCGCCUACUUGUUGUAUUUACCCGGCAACUUGAAAUCUUAGUGACAACCCGGGUUUUAUAAGUACCUCUCCCAAACUAUCAUCUUAUCAAGAUGAUGUUUUUUGUUAUGUAAGUUAUUAUUAUUAAUUUACUGCAAUGACAUACCCAAUGGUCGUGGUAUUUCUUAAAGGGACCUAUCUUGUUUGCAGGACCAGUUUGGGGAGUAUGAUGAAAAUGAAGUGAAGAAAAUUGAUGAGAAAAUCCGUUUAUCACAAGAAAAGUUGAAGCAGUUGCAGGAAACAUUGAAAACUCAAGAUGCAGGUAAAUAGCCAGCACAGAAGUUUCAAAAGAAUGGUUCUUACAUUGCAUUCAACAAUCUUUGUCUCAUUAUCAUCAUCAUCAUCAUCAUCAUCCCUAAGAGAGUAGUGUUGCGUGAGCAAAGAAAUGCUGCUUAGGAGACUGAUGCCAUUAGGGCUGAACGACCGAUUGAAACAAAGGUCAAUUAUUUUGAUUCAACAACAAAGAAACCCACCUGAAAGGAGGCAAAUGAGCAGGUGAAGUACAAGCAUGACAAAGACCUUAAACUUAACCCGAGGCAUCCAGAGAAAAGGGAAUUUGUUUUGAAAAGAGGGAGUUGAAAAAAAAUUGCAGCUAGUUACAGUGUGUUACUUAAGCAGGAAAACUAGUUUAUCAUAAAAGGUUUUAAAAAACUAGGUUGUAAACUGACAGGUUGUGUUUGAGUUAUUAAGACAGGAACAUAAUAAUGAAAAGAUGAUUAAAAGAAGUCCAUUGAAAAAAAAGAAGAAAAAGAAAAAAUAAAUCUUUCUCCUGCACUUUUUCUGGACUAAAUUUCCAGUGCACCCUUAAAAUUCAUUAGGCAAGCCCUGAUGUUAUGUUCUUCAAGUUAAGCAUUUACCAUGAUAUACAGGGGUGUUGGUGAUCUUUAUUUAAAUUUAGAGCUGCGGAAUGUCAACAGUACGCUGACAACCAAAGAUGCCAAAGCUAGAUUAGAAGAUCUGACCAAUAAGGUACUUGUGAAAUGAAUUACUGCAAUAGCAUUGCAACCUGCUUGUGGGGAUGGGGGCAGUUGUUGAACAGAUUAUAAAACACAAGCAGUGGAGGACAAAGCCUUUGGAUGAUUUAUCACUUAUAUAAGGAACAAUGUUUCCUGACUUAAGUUCCUUUACCAGCUAAUGGUAAGGCCCACUCUCUUUGCGCAAAGCAAUCUACUCUAUUAUGUAAACCUUUCAGCUUCUUUCGCAUGGUUUUGACCUUCUUCAUUCUAAACCAAGGUCUGAAGGGUAGCUAUUCCUCGCUUUCUUAGAAAGGCUGACACAAAACACACCGUUGACCAAUCACAGUGCAGGACUUUCUAAAUGAGCUGCAACUUGUGACAUUGAAAUUUAUUGUCUAACAAGUUGAGAUCAAAGGUGGUAAUAUGGGUAACAAUGCAACAAUGUUGCGUGACAAGUUGAGCGAAAAUGUUGCCAGUAUUACUUGACCUUAAGAAGUACCAAUCCACAAAUUUUACCCUCCUGUAAGAGUAGGCCUAUCAAUCAAGGUACUUAAGGCCUAGCCCCCUGGGUGUAUUUUUGCUGCCCUCCAAGCUAAUUACAGCAUUUCACAUAAAAAUGACAAAUCAUGUCUUUCAGUGCAACAAAUACCAGGAACGAAUCAAGGACAUCAAGUCUGGUAAGAUAAUGAUUUUUUACAAUGAGUAUAGGCUGGCUACUCUGCUUGGCAUUUCUUUAUGGAUAGCAUUUUAUAUCCCUGGACUGGCCACUUGCUUUGACAACUCAGCAGUCUUCUUUAAAACUUUCUCCCGACCUGCCCCUGGGAUUUGGUUAUCAAUGUAAGCAUUUCAGACCCUAAAGUUUGGCUGUUUUUUCAAUGCUAAAGCUAUCUUUUUCAAAAUUUUCUUUUUAGCCUCAAACCAUGUCACUCCAGAGGAAAAGGAUAAGGUUAGACAACUGAAUUUGUUAGUAAUUUGUGUCUAUAAUGAUGUUUGACAAAUGGUUAUUAUUUUCAAGUACUUUUGUCUCAGUGAACUUGCUUUUACUUUGAAUCUUCAGAUCUACAAAGAACACAAACUAUAUGUUCAGUCCUGGAGAAAAAGAAAGAGAAUGGUAGGAAAGUGGUUUAUCUCACUGGUGAUAUCUAUGAUUAAAUUUAGGUGAUUUUCCAUUAUUAUGUACGCCUCAUUGUUUACUUUGUAUUGCAAUUCUGUAUAUUUUCCUCUUCAGGCAACUGAAAUUUUAAAUAGCAUCCUAGAGGGAUAUCCCAAGCCAAAGAAACAACUCUUUGUAAGUGCCAUUCAGUGACAAAUAGUCUGUGCUGCGUGCAGACAAAAUUUACUGCUGUUAAUUAACGACCGCAUCACAGAGCAUGGUUAUUACGGGCACAGCAAGUUCAGUCCAGAAAACAUUAGUGACUAUCUUUUUGCUACAAAUAUUUAAUUACAAGAAUUAAAGUAAAUUUAAUAAAUAGUUUGAAAUUACUAGAGAGGAGAGGUGUGAUGUCACAUCACCAUGGUAGCAAAAUGUUUGGAUAGCAACAAAAGGGAGCUUGGGCAACAAAGACGGCGACAGCAAGAAAAACGGCAAGAAAAGCAAUAAGUUUAUAAUGUAAAACGGCAACUUUGCACGCACAUCACGCUUUUUUGCACAUUUUUUAGCGAUCGUUGCACAACAUGAAACUUUCUAAUUAUUUCACAUGAACACAUCAUAGAAAAUUUCACCAACAUUUGACAAAUUAAAUGAAGUUGAAUGAGAUAAAUGAAGCUUGAAACAGUGCGACUUUACUUUUUAUGUGAAUUUUCGGUUUGUUGUCAUGCAAAUUUUGCUACCAUGGCAAUGUGACAUAACGACUUCUCCUCUCUCCGGAUGGUAGCACAGAUAAACAAAUUGAGGGAGGAGGUGAGGUAGCGAGCAAUCUCUCCACAAUUCAAGCUUCAACUUGAUGUUGUAACACUGCUCGCAUUUUGAGUCUGAAGGCAUACAUCUAUAACUCUUCACACCUCUUCUCACUUCUUCGUGGGAGUUCAACUGUUCAAAUGUACAGGUACUGAACAGAGGUACCAGUAAUAAUGGUAACUGGGCCUAAUUGUUUUGACCAUGGCAGGAUUAGCUCAGUUGGUAGAGCUCUUGACUGCAGAGCGGGAGGUCGCGAGUUCAAUUCCCGGGAUUGGACCAACACUCAGGGUCUUAAAAUUACUGAGAAAUGGAGGUACUGCCUUUUCCCUGCAAAUGGCUAGACCUACGUGUGGCACGGAUGACCAGGUAAAAUGGCAGUCCCAUCUCCAGUAGGAGACGUAAAAAUAUAGUGUCCCCAGUUAGUGCUUUCAUGCUAAAUACAUUGACACUCAAAUAAAGUGCAUUUUUUUGUUCAAAACAUGAAUAACACUAUCCACAGGAUAAAUCUCUAUCCGGUGGAUAACACAGUUGGUUUCCCUAGAAGUUAUUUGCUGGAUAGUGAUUUAUCUGGUGCAACAACCCAGGCCUGGAGUUCAUCCAUUCAGAACUAAAUGUAUUUUGAACUUCUUUUUGAACUAAAGGUUUGUUUCCUUACUGAAACUUUCUAUACUGUGAUCGCUAUUUUUAAGACCAUUUCCUUGCCUUUCAGGAGGACAUUGGUAUCGAAACGGAUGAAGAGUAUGGUGCAGUUAUACCUAGCACUUAA
Messenger RNA from Porites lobata, 4797 nucleotides. NCBI's taxonomy places the organism in Eukaryota, Metazoa, Cnidaria, Anthozoa, Scleractinia, Poritidae. The record is from the annotation of a GenBank genome assembly.